This is a messenger RNA of Talaromyces amestolkiae, 1119 nucleotides long. RefSeq lists its product as uncharacterized. Gene Ontology annotation, cellular component: transcription factor TFIIH holo complex. Bases 1 to 1119 code for a protein of 372 amino acids. The record is from RefSeq and is a predicted model, not a curated record. NCBI's taxonomy places the organism in Eukaryota, Fungi, Ascomycota, Eurotiomycetes, Eurotiales, Trichocomaceae. The transcript is spliced from 3 exons. Gene Ontology annotation, biological process: nucleotide-excision repair; regulation of transcription by RNA polymerase II; positive regulation of cyclin-dependent protein serine/threonine kinase activity. Gene Ontology annotation, molecular function: cyclin-dependent protein serine/threonine kinase activator activity.
AUGGCUGACUUGAUAACCAACAGUGUCUCUCGCCGGGAUGAGGAUGAAGUGUGCCCCAUCUGCAAAUCCUCCAGAUACCUCAACCCAGACAUGCGCUUCCUUAUAAACCCGGAAUGCUAUCACAGAAUGUGUGAAUCAUGUGUUGACAGGCUCUAUAGUGCCGGCCCUAACUCGUGUCCCGUGGUCGGUUGCAAGAAGACACUGCGAAGGAAUCGGUUUCGAACACAGACCUUUGAAGAUAUUGGCGUGGAAAGGGAGGUCGAUAUACGGAAGAGAGUCAUGGCCAUUUUGAACCGCCGCGAAGACGAAUUUGACAGCAAAUUAGACUGGGACAACUUCCUCGAACAACGUGAAACCAUGAUCAUGAACCUAGUAUUAGGUAUCGACGUCGCAAAAACAGAAGCCGACCUACGCAAAUACGAAGCAUCAAACCUCGAUUCCAUCAGAGCCAACAAGGCCCUCGCAUCGCAGGAAGCCUCCUCGUUCCUAGAACAACAAUCCUUCGAACAAGAACAAGCCCGUCUACGCCGUAUGGCAGCACGCGAAGAAUACGAAAGAGAACAGCGUGAACUCGCCGCAGGCCGUGAGGAGGUACUCUCUCGACUCGCAUCAGGCCGUCCCGGCGACGCAGCUAGCAUUGCGCGAGAAGGCCAAAAGAUUUUGCUCAAGAAAUCAUCCGCUCGCCGAAGUGAGGAGGAAAGGUUACGUCAGAAACAAGCCGCUCUCCGCGGCGAAAAGGGCAAAGGAGCUCGAGUCUUUUCUGCAACCACAGACUCAGACGCGGAACCAAGUCUUAUCAAGGGCCUCAAGAAGGUCAUUCUACCAGAGCCGGAGAAGCCUUACGACCCCUUUGGUGGUAUCCAAGCAGACAAACGGGAUUAUUAUGUUUUGCAGGACCACUAUCCGUCUCAGUGGCUCGAACAGGCUCGCAACAAUGCCACAUUUGCGGCAGGKGGGUUCGAUGUUAAAGAGUAUUAUUCGCGAACACUCUUCGAAGCAUUCGCUGGCCUGGGUGUUUUUGUUGACGAAGAAGUUGGCGUAACCUCGAAAGCUGCUGUUGCCACAAAUAGUGCUGCGCAACAAGCUGCUACAGUUGGAGCUUCUAAUGAUGUUUUUUGA